This is a messenger RNA of Phoenix dactylifera (date palm), 1736 nucleotides long. RefSeq names its product patellin-4-like. NCBI's taxonomy places the organism in Eukaryota, Viridiplantae, Streptophyta, Magnoliopsida, Arecales, Arecaceae. The record is from RefSeq and is a predicted model, not a curated record. Gene Ontology annotation, molecular function: lipid binding.
UCUCCUGUCAACCAGCCUUGCAGGACCUCUUGCACCAAUCCCCUGUUUCUUCCAAAAAGCCAAAGCCUCAUCUUCUUCUCCUCAAAACUUCUUCCACUGAGAAAUCGUUGCCUUCUUUGAUCCCAACUGCACCCCUUGCACCAAUCAUGGCCGCUGCAGACAAAUCCGUGGAAACCCAGGUGGCUGGUAUUGCUGUGAAGGCGGUCGAGGAGCCUGCCGAGGUCAUCAAGGCAGUGAUGGUAGAGACAAAAAAGGCUAAAAGGGAGCAACCCAAAGCAGAGGAGGAGGAGGAGAAGGUCAAAGUACCCCAAGAGGCCAAAACUCUGGGUUCAUUUAUGCAGAAGAAUUCUUCCUUCAAGGAGGAGAGCAACUUCCUCUCUGACUUAAAAUAUAGCGAGAAGAAGGCCUUGAUGGAGCUGCGAGGAAAGGUCGAAGAGGCCAUCCUCAAGAGAAAGCUCUUCAAGAAGGAGGAUAGGCAGGAAAAGCGGCAAGAAGAUAAAAAAGAGAGACGUCAACCUGAUGGAGAAGGUGAAGAGGAUAACUCGGCUGCCAAGGAGAAGGCAGCAGAGGCCAUUGACAAAGACAUCUCCCUAUGGGGAGUGCCACUUCGGCCAAGCAAGUGCCCCGAGAGAAACAAUGUAGUCCUCCUAAAGUUUCUCCGAGCUCGAGAAUUCAAAGUUAAGGAAGCAUUUGAGAUGCUCCAGAACACACUCCAGUGGAGGAAGGAAUCGGCAGUUGAUUCAAUCCUCAAUGAAGAUUCCUUGGGUGCAGAUUUUGCAAAUGCAUGCUACAUGGAUGGCGUCGAUCGCGAGGGACGUCCAGUUUGCUACAAUGUGCAUGGGGUUUUCCAGGAUGAAGAUCUCUACAUGAAGGCAUUUGGGACAGAGGAGAAGAGGGAGCAGUUUGUGAGGUGGAGGGUUCAGCUGAUGGAGAAAGGUAUUCAGAAGCUAGACUUCAAGCCGGGUUCUAUUGCUUCAUUUGUCAAUAUCAUUGAUCUAAAGAACUCCCCCGGGCCUUCCAAGAAGGAGCUGAGGCUCACAAUUAAUCAGGCCGUCGAGCUGCUUCAGAACAACUACCCGGAGUUUGUUGCUAAGAAUAUCUUCAUCAACGUCCCCUUCUGGUACUAUGCAUUCAAUGCUCUCCUGUCACCUUUCCUAACCCAAAGAACCAGGAGCAAAUUUGUCUCUGCACGCUCGUCAAAGGUUACUGAAACUCUUCUGAAAUAUAUUCCUGCUGGAAAUAUCCCUGUAUGCUAUGGUGGUCUGAAACGCGAGAAUGAAACUGAAUUUUCCGCCGAUGAUGGUAGGGUUACAGAGCUCAGAGUUAAAGCUGGUUCCACAGAAAAUGUAGAAAUUCCUGUGCCAGAGGUUGGGACUACCUUCAUUUGGGAUUUGACUGUUUUGGGCUGGGAGGUUAACUACAAAGAGGAGUUUAUACCGACCGAUGAAAGGUCAUACACCAUCAUCAUUCAAAAGGGUAAGAAAAUGGGAGCUCAGGGAGGACCAGUUCGGAACUCGUUUAAGAACAAUGAGCCGGGCAAGGUUGUGAUAUCAAUUGAGAAUACCACGUUCAAAAAGAAGAAGGUCUUAUUUAGGUGCAAGGCAAAGAGUUCUUGAGUCAUGACUUGGGGUGAGAUUUCAAAUUAUUGUGUCCGGACAGGUUGGUUUGUCUUGUUUGUGCUUAUGAUGGUUUGAUUGUAACUGUCGAUCACAUUCUAAAGAUUUCUUUUGUAUGAA